AUGGCGUACUUCGACCGGCGGCUGAGCACGGGCGAGGUCAUCGGGCACAUGUCGGGCGACAUCGUGCUCGUGCAGGACGCCAUGGGCGAGAAGGUAAAGUGCAGGACGCCAUGGGCGAGAAGGUGCGUGCAGGACGCCAUGGGCGAGAAGGAGGGGUGGGGAGGGGAGAGCGCCCAUAGAAUAUUCUUCGUCAUCACAUUCCUGCCCAUAAAGAGCACCUCAUUCUCCACCCCUCCUCCCUCUUCUCAGGUGGGCUCGUUCCUGCGCUACAUGGCGCAGUUCGCGGGCGGGUUCAUCAUCGCGUUCCUGGCGGGGUGGCAGCUGGCGCUGCUCAUGCUCGCCACGCUGCCUCUGCUCGCGGGGGCGGGCGCCAUGAUGGCGCUCAUGAUCUCCAUCUCCUCCUCCAAGGGGCAGAUCGCGUACGGCGCUGCUGGAGUGAUCGUGGAGGAGUGUGUCUCUGCAAUUCGCACGGUGGCGGCAUUCACGGGCGAGCACAGGGCGGUGCAGCAGUACUCGUUGAAGCUCAACAAGGCGUUUCGCGAGGGCGUGAAGCAGUCAGUAGCGGCGGGGGCGGGGCUGGGCGUGACGGUGUUCAUCAUGUUCUCCUCGUACGCGCUUGCGCUGUGGUACGGCUCCAAGAUGAUCGCCGAUGCGGGCUACACGGGGGGAGACGUCUUCACCGUGGCACCAGAAGUAACAGCCUUCGCCUCAGGGCAGGCAGCAGCGGGGAAGAUCUUUGAGGUGCUGGAGAGGCAACCCCCGAUAGACAGCAGCAGCGAGGAGGGGGAGCGGCCGGCGGUGUGCGAGGGGGCGCUGGAGCUGCGCGAGGUGACGUUUGCGUACCCGUCGCGCCCAGACGUGCCCAUAUUUCAGAGCUUCAGCCUGCAGGUGCCGGCGGGGCGGACGAUGGCGCUGGUGGGGGAGAGUGGCAGCGGCAAGUCGACGGUGGUGGCGCUGGUGGAGCGAUUCUACGACCCGCAGAGCGGAGCCGUGCUGCUGGACGGCCGCAGCAUCGCCGCUCUCAACCUGCGCUGGCUGCGCCAAAACAUGGGGCUCGUCAGCCAGGAGCCAGCGCUCUUCGGCACGAGCAUCCGCCAGAACAUCGCUUAUGGCAAGGAGGGUGCCACCGAUGAGGAGAUCCGAGAGGCCGCACGCCUUGCCAACAUCCACCACUUCAUCGAGUCGCUGCCCAACGGAUACGAGACGCAGGUGGGGGAGCGCGGCACGCAGCUGUCGGGGGGGCAGAAGCAGCGGGUGGCGAUCGCGAGGGCGAUUCUGCGGAAUCCGCGGGUGCUGCUGCUGGACGAGGCGACGUCCGCUUUGGACGCGGAGAGCGAGCAGGCGGUGCAGGCGGCGCUCGAUGCGCUCAUGGGCGCGCGCACCACGCUCGUCGUGGCGCACCGCCUGUCCACCGUGCGCCGCGCGCACUGCAUCGCCGUGCUGCAGCGCGGGCAGGUUGUGCAGACCGGCACGCAUGCCGCGCUGCUCGCCCAGCCGCAAGGCGCCUACGCCCAACUCGUGCGCCUGCAGCAGCUGGCGGGCGAAGGGGGGGGGGAGGAGGGGAAGGGGGAAGUGGGAGGGGGAGUGGAGGGGGGUGAGAAGGGAGGUUUGAGUUUGAGUCACGCCGGUGCUGAUGCGAAGGGGGUCUCAGUUCCACAGGAAGCAGCAUCAACGGGUGAAGCAGGGGUGGAAGGAGUGCUGGCAGGUGCUGUUGGUGUAGCCACGACUGGUGACGGUGGGACGAAGGGGACGGAAGGGGGGCAGGAAGGUGCGCGGAUGAGCGAGGAAAGGGAUGUGGAGAGCGGGAAGGGAGAUGAGCAGGGGGAGGGGGAAGGGGAAGGGAAAGACCGAAGAGGCCUCUGUAGCAGGCUGCUGCGGCGAAUGCGGAAGGGAGGGAAGGGAGGGAAGACAGGGAACGGAGAGGUCCACAAGGGGACCGAAGCGAAGGAAGAGGCAGGUGCGGAGGAGAAGGAGGAGGAUGAGGAGGAGAAGAAAGAGAAGAAGCACACGUCGAUCAUCCGCCUGGCGACCCUCAACAAGCCCGAGUGGCCGUACGCGCUUGUCGGCACCAUCUUCGCCGCAUGCUACGGCUUCAUCAUCCCGUUCUUCGCGCUCAUCCUCUCCAACAUCAUCACCACAUUCUACCAGCCUGACCUCACCAAGAUGCGCAGCGACGCCGACUUCUGGGCGUCGCUCUUCGUGGUGCUUGGGGCGUCAGCGUGCGUCACCUCCUUCUUCCAGUACAUGUUCUUCGGCGUCGUGGGGAACGCGCUCAUCCGCCGCGUGCGGGUCAUGUGCUUUGCCACGGUGUUGCGGCAGGAGAUCGGGUGGUUUGACAUGGAGGAGAACUCCAGUGGGGCUAUUGGGGCCAGGCUUGCUACUGAUGCUGCGCAAGUGCGGAACAUGGUGGGGGAUCAGCUAGCCUUGAUCGUGCAAAACACAGCAACGCUCUGCACGGGCUUGGUCAUCGCGUUUCGAGCCAACUGGCAGUUGUCGCUGCUGGUGCUCGCUCUGAUACCACUGCUAGCGAUCGCGGGGACGAUGCAGAUUCGGGCGAUUCAGGGGUUUGCAGAUGAUGCCAAGGAGCAGUUUCAGGAGGCGUCGCGGGUGGCGAACGACGCGGUGGGUGCGAUGCGCACGGUGGCGGCGUUUGGAGCGGAGCAGCGCGUACAGGAGCUGUACAACGAGCGCUGCAGCACACCCAUCCGGGCCGGCAUCCGCAAGGCCCACGUCAGCGGCGCCGGGCUGGCGUUUGGGCAGUUUGCUAUCUUUGCGGUGUAUGCGCUGUCGUUCUGGUUCGGGGGGAAGCUCGUGGAAUGGGGCUAUGCGACCUUCACUGAUGUCUUCCAGGUGUUCUUCGCCAUAGCCAUGUCAGCAAUGAGCGUGGCAAAGCAGUCCGCACUGGCCCCGGACAUGGCCACGGUUCAGACAGCAGUGAACUCCAUCUUCCGCAUUCUGGACCGCCAGUCAAAGAUCGACCUGGAGGCGGGAGGGGAGGAGCCCGAGGAGGUGCUGGGUGAGGUGCAGUUCCAGGCCGUGUGCUUCGCGUACCCGGCUCGACCCAGUGUUGUUGUGCUUCAGGACUUCAACCUGGUCGUUACUGCAGGCCAGACGGUGGCGCUGGUGGGGGAGAGUGGCAGCGGCAAGUCGACGGUGGUGGCGCUGGUGGAGCGCUUCUACGACCCGCAGAGCGGAGCCGUGCUGCUGGACGGCCGCAGCAUCGCCGCUCUCAACCUGCGCUGGCUGCGCCAACACAUGGGCCUCGUCAGCCAGGAGCCAGCGCUCUUCAACAUCUCCAUCCGCGACAACAUCGCCUACGGCCGCGCCGGCAGCGGCGGCGCCAGCGGGGGGGAGAUCAGCGAGGCGGAGAUUGUGGAGGCGGCGCGGGCGGCGAAUGUGCACGGGUUCAUCUCGGGGCUGCCGCAGGGGUACGCCACGCUGGUGGGGGAGCGAGGCGUGCAGAUCUCCGGCGGGCAGAAGCAGCGCAUCGCCAUCGCUCGCGCCAUCAUUGGUGACCCGCGCCUGCUGCUGCUGGAUGAGGCCACGUCAGCUCUGGACGCGGAGAGUGAGAAGGUGGUGCAGACAGCACUAGAAAAGGACGCGACAAUGGGCCCGGUAACGCCUCAGCGAAGUGACUAUGCGGCCAUUGCGGGUGCAACACUGAUCCUGGUUAUUUUUCAAGCGUGCACGUCUGGUGCAUUCGGUCAGACUCUACAUGUGGGUGUACAGCCACUGCAGGGGGUUGCCUCCUCCUUCCUCUCCACAGGAGCCGCUAAGCUACAUGCGCAAGCCACCAAGCCACCCAUUCAAGUCGCCGCCAAGCUACCCACACCACCACCCAUGCCCAAAUCCAUCUAUGCUACCACCAAAGCCGCCAGCGUUAAGAAGCCUCCACCAUCCAAAGCGCCAGCUAAGACGCCAACCAAAACACCAGCACCAGUGCUGAAGAAAAAUCCUCCGAUUCCCGUUGCGAAGCUGACUGCCGCUCCGCCAGCAAAACCACCGGCAAAGCCGCCGGUCAAGCCGCCGGCCAAGCCACCUGCCAGACCACCGCAGGUUCCGCCACCCAAGUCUCCCGUCAAGCCGGUAGUAAAGCCGCCGCCGGCUCCUCUCCGGCUGACGCCGAUUGCGGCCGUGCAGCAGCCGCCAUGGCCGUACUCCAGCAUGAAGAACAUCCCCCCUGACGUGCCGCCGCCGCCCUAUCCUCCUGCUCCUCCUGCCCGUGACUCUCUCCCGUUUCUUUCUAAAACUCGCCCGCUUCUUCCUUCCGCUUGCCCGUUCUCCCGCGCAGUGCGCGUGCCGAACGUGGGAGUGAUCACGAACAUCAUGGACGUGUGCCGCGUGUGCUCCGCGCUCCCGUACGACGGCGCGUGCUACAGCGACUACGUGUCGACGUGCGUGGCCGCCAUGAAUCAGCUGCGGCGGAACGUGUGGAAGGUGCCAGACCAAGUAUGCGACUGCUACAGCGCCAUCGCUAGCCAGAUGAUCCGCAUCUGCCCCGGGAUCGACCGCCGCGUCGCCUACUGCUUUUACGGCGCUCGCUGCACGUUCGUGCCAACCCUGUACGCGUUGCUGACGCCCCAACACGUGGUCACCACUGGCAACUCCACUGACGCCCCAUCUGGACGCGGAGUGGCAGUACUAGACCUACAGCCCAACAUGACAGCCAUGGCUGGAGUGAACUUCCUCAUCCAGCUCUCCUCCGCACCCGCCGCCUCCUCCUCCUCCUCCACCUCCUCCUCUUCCACCGCUCCCACUGCCCCCCUCCAAAUAACGGGGGCCAGCGUGUACAAUUCGAUAAUGGGCUCCGAAGGGCCGCUGACACUCCCGCUGCUGGCGGCGCAGGCAAAUCAGACGAUGGGAUCGGACGGGACAGGGCGGGUGGAUACGGCGCUGGGGCUGCUGCAGCGCAUGACUCUAGAGCCGUAUAGUUUCUAUAUCCAGGUGGAUACCCCUGCGGGCAGCCUGCGCGGGCAGCUGGUGUUCUCCCCACACCUGUUCAGCCUUGCCACGUCCAGGAACGUGCCCACGAGCUGCGCGAGCGGGGAUUGCAUGGCCAUUGUAGACCUUGAUAUCUCGCCCACCAACAUCGUGUACUCAUUUGCGUACUCAUCAGGGGUGGCGGGCAUCAUAGGCGCGUCAGUGAUCCAAGGAGUAGCAGGCUCGUCCGGUGCGCGCCUCUUUGACUUCUUCUGGCCGGGCGCCAACGCGCCCUCCUUCACCAAUGGCGUCACGCCACCUGUCACGGCCAUCCAGUCGCUGCUGACGGCGCCCCAGGCGCACUACAUCUACUUCACCACGCAGCUCAUGCCGUUCGGCGCGCUGCGAGGGCAGUUCCAGGACACGAUGUACGUGACAGCAGUGAUGUACGGCGCCGUGUGUCGUCAACUCUUUCUCUUCCAUCCCCCUCGUUCCCUCUCCCCUGUUCAUUCUUUGGCAGUCGGCGCGCUGAGGGGCCAGUUCCAGGACACAAUGUACGUGACAGCAGUGAUGUACGGCGCCAGUGUCGUCAACUUCCCCGGCACCACCGCGACACAGGGGCAGGGGUCGGGCGCACCGGGCAUGGGCUUCUUUGAUGCUGUGCUGGGCGGGGGCGGCAUCUGCUACACCUUCCGCUUCUCCUCCUCUGUCAAGACUGACUGCAACUAUGCCUACCUGCACCAGGGCGAGUUGAACAAGCGAGGCCCCAUCUACCUGUAUCAGACGCUGCGCAUCAUCCCCGGGCAGCAGCUGUGCGUGCCGGCAGACCCGGACAUCACAGCCGCCAUGGCUCUGCGCCCGCAGCGCUUCUACGUGCAGGCCUACUCCCUGCAGUUCCCCUACGGCGCUUUCCGCGGGCAACUGCACCCGGAUAAACAGAGCAGUGGGCUGGCUGUCAGCUGA
Molecule: messenger RNA, 5883 nt
Organism: Closterium sp. Naga37s-1
Lineage: Eukaryota; Viridiplantae; Streptophyta; Zygnematophyceae; Desmidiales; Closteriaceae
Source: the annotation of a GenBank genome assembly